Molecule: messenger RNA, 1161 nt
Organism: Microdochium trichocladiopsis
Lineage: Eukaryota; Fungi; Ascomycota; Sordariomycetes; Xylariales; Microdochiaceae
Exons: 4
Coding region: 67-903 (278 amino acids)
Molecular function (GO): oxidoreductase activity, acting on the CH-OH group of donors, NAD or NADP as acceptor
Source: RefSeq, a predicted model, not a curated record
CAGCAGUGAUUCGACUUAUUCUUGUUUCCUACCAUAUUUGCCCGUUGAUUUUUGUACCAACACAAGAUGACAACAACGCAGCGUCUCCUCAGCAAGGUCGCCAUUAUCACCGGCUCGUCAUCGGGGCUCGGCCGGUCCAUAGCCCUCGCAUACUCGCGCGAGGGCGCCCAUGUCGUGUGCGCGGACCUGCGCCCCGACGCCCGCGUGCAAGUGGCAGCCGAGGCCGGCGCGGCCAACACCGACGAGCUCAUCAGGCAGACCGGCGGUCGGGCCAUCUUCGUCAAGACCGAUGUCAGCUCGGCGGCGGAGAUCGAGCAGCUCGUGCAGGCCGCUGUGAAGGAGUUUGGGAGGGUCGACAUCCUCGUUAAUAACGCUGGCAUAUCCCUCGAAGCCGGCCGCCCCCCCAUGCGGAUUCACGAGGUGCCUGAGGACGUCUGGGACACUACCAUUGCCAUCAACGUCAAGUCCGUAUUCCUCGCCACCAAAGCCGUCGUAACGCAGAUGCUGCGCCAGGAACCCCAUGCCUCGUCGACAGGUGGUGGGCAGCACCGAGGGUGGAUCAUCAACCUGGCUUCAAUCUAUGGGCUCGUCGGAGGGCGGCAUAACAUCUCGUAUGCGGCAUCCAAGGCGGCGGUUGUCAACAUGACGAGGCAGGUUGCGCUUGAUUACGCGCCUGACAAGAUUCACUGCAACGCCAUUUGUCCAGGCUUCGUCAAAACUGCCAUCUACGCCCAGACAGUGGAAAAUCUCUCGAACGAAGAAAUAGUCACCAGCCUGCACCCUUGGGGCACGGUCGGUGCGCCGCAGGACAUUGCUGGCGCCGCAGUCUUCUUGGCUAGCGAUGAGGCGGGAUGGAUCACCGGGGCAGCGCUUCCCGUGGACGGGGGCUACACUGCGCAAUGAUGACAAAAUCCGAUACAAGUGGCUCAACUAUCUUGCAAAAUCACGAGGUUCAGAUAAUUUGUCAGUUUGGUCAUCGCAUACUACCGUUACGCACAAAGGUUUGUCCAGACUCGGACAGCCAGGCUUCUAUAGACGUCAACAAGAUGUCAACGAAAUCAGCGAUCGUUUAUUCGGCUAUUGCUGGAGGACAGAGCUGCAUCCUUAUAUGGUUCAGAAGCUGCAGCCACAGCUACAAUAAGAUGAUGUCUUGAAGCGAGA